This is a messenger RNA of Linum trigynum, 1757 nucleotides long. Lineage: Eukaryota; Viridiplantae; Streptophyta; Magnoliopsida; Malpighiales; Linaceae. The record is from the annotation of a GenBank genome assembly.
UUAUAAUAUUCAUGGGUCCAAGGAUCAGAACGUGUAGUAUUUGGUUUGGUCUGGUCUAGUCCAAGCGUCACUUUUGUCUGGUGUUGUUCAGUCAAACCAAAUGCGACGUCGUGCUUCUCCUAUCCCCAAACUCGAUCUUUUACCCAACUAUCUGCAUCGCCAUCAUGUCCAUCGGCACGAUUCUCACUCCUGCGAAUCCCAUUAACAAAAGCUCCAAAAUUGCCAAACAGGCCAACGAUUACAGGGCUAAACUCAUCGUCGCAGCUCCCGAACAGCUCCAGAAGCUGAAAUUGAUCGGAGGAAUUCCCGUGUCACAAUGUUGUGACGGUGAGGGACGAGGAGAAAACCAAGCUUAAUCAUGUCCUCUAGGUAUAAUUAGGAGAUCAGAUUUGAAGUGGUAAUUGGGUUGAGGGACGAGGACAAAAUCAAGCUUAAUGAUGUCCUUUGGGUAUAAUUAGGUUUUCUCCACACAAAAAAAAGGUAUAAUUAGGAGUUCAUAAUUAGGCAAAGGUGGCAGGUGGAAGAGGAAGAGGAUGUGGACGUCGCCGAUUGCUUCUUCCUCACCUUUCUCCGUAGAGGUCGGCGACGAGAGAGGAGUUGGGACUUGGGAGGUGCUGUUGUCGGUGGUUGGAUUGAGAACGGAGGAUGGUAAUUGGUUUAAGGAUAAAUGUGUAAUUUCAUGUGUUUUAGGACGAUGAAUUCAAAUUUUUAGGACGACCGGAUAGCAAUGCCCAAACAAAAUAUAAAUCCAAUGACCACUGAGGCAUUGAACCGUUGACCAAGAGGCUAAUUCAGCGUCGCCUGCAUUGCAAAUUUGCAAUACCGUGGUCCCUAUAAUUUUGAUAGCUACUCGCCACUCGGGGGGUAAGCCUUCCUAAAUAAACCAGCCGGAAAAACUCUUAGUUCCAUUCAUCGAGCUCCCUGCGCUUCCUACCAAAAUGCCUGGGGAAGCAGUGAACCCGAAAUCCUACCCGCUAGCCGAUGCCCAGCUCUCAAUCAGUGACAGCGGGUCUGGGUUCAAUGUUCGUGCGUUGAUUCUGCUGCUUCCGGUCCUUGUGAUCUUGCUGUUGAACAUCUUGCCUUCGUUAGAUCCAGUCUACUCUUUCUCCCGGUCGUAUCCUUAUGAUCAUAGGUACACCACGGGAAAUGGGGUCAACUUUUAUGUCAAGAGUAGUGCCAGGUUUGAGCGGGAUUAUCCGAUUGACGGUCAGAAAUGGGUAGCGCUGGAAGGAAAGAUCGAGAGGGACUACGAAUCUCUCAUUACCCAGAAAUGCAGAAUCGAGUUACAAAGAAUGCAGUGGGGUUCUGUGAAGGAGGCUCCUCAUUGUGAAAUGUUGAAGCAGUUUCAAUCUUGGGCACCAUCUGCUGCUUGAAUACCAGGUGGAAUUACCGUGCUUUACUUCUGUGCUCUUGAUUUUACUUGUUCCAAAGUUUUUGCUGCCAUUUAUUAGAUCAGUAGCAUACGACCUGGGACUCGGUUCAUAUAUAUGUGCAAUGUGCUUGCUUUAGAUGAACUGAUAUACAUGUAAAUUUUUCCAUCAUGAUUACUCGGGGCAGCAAUAGUUCGACUGGUUUAGUCUCUCAAAUGUCUGUGAUCAGUGAUCUUAUUUACUUCCUGUCCAUUAGAGUGUACUUGUCUAACGAGAAGAACCAUGCUUGCUCCAUGACUACCAUCCAAGACGACUGAGAUUAGUCACCAUUUGUCGUUGAUCGAAGGGGCAUAUAGGAUAUGAUUGAUAUAAAGUAUAGACUAUGCA